UCUUCCCUCCCUUGGCCGGCCCUCCAGGAGGCGCCCUGGGUGGAGGCGAGCCGAGCUCUGGACGGCCCGGCCCCUGCUCUCCGCCUCUCCCCUCCCCGCGCAGUGCCGGCUGAUGGAGCGCAGGGCCAGGGCUGGCUCUCGCUGAGCCCCCGGUCCCCUCUAGCCUGAUCCCUAGAGAGGGAGACGCCUGUGCCCAGCGCAGCUCUGCCAGGCCCUGCCAGCUCCCCGUGCCCCACCAUGCCGCUGCUGGACGUUUUCUGGGCUUGCUUCAGAAAAGUGAAGUGCUUCCCGUCGCUGCGGGGGAGGAAGAAUGCGGAAGCCGAGGCCAAGAAAGCAUGCGAGUGGCUCCGAGCUACAGGAUUCCCUCAGUAUGCUCAGCUCUUUGAAGAAGGUUCGCUCCCCCUGGAUCUUGGCUCUGUGAAGAAGGACCACGGUUUUCUGGACGAGGACUCUUUGGGGGCCCUGUGCAGGAGGCUGAUGACCUUAAACAAGUGUGCCUCGAUGAAACUGGAGGUUCAUUUUCAAAGUAAGCAGAAUGACGACUCUGAAGAGGAGGAGCGCUGUGCCAUCAGCACCCCCUGGGCUGUGCAGCGAGAAAGUCAGCGCUGGUCUCGCGUGGGUUCCUCUGACCUGCUGGCCCCACCGAGCCCUGGGCUGCCAGUGACCUCCAGCUGUGAGAGCGUCCUCACAGAACUUAGUGCCACCUCCCUGCCGGCCAUCACCGUGAGCCUCCCACCAGAGCCAGCAGACUUGCCCUUGCUAGGCCGUGUCCCCAGCCCGAGUGACCGGUCCCUCCUUAGCCCCACUCAGAGCCCAGAGGAUCCCCAGGACAAAGCCAAGAAGCGUCGUUCCCGUAGCUUCCUCAAGCAUUUCGAGUCUCUGAGGCGGAAGGAAAAGGGUGGCAGCCGGCAAGCCGAGGCCGAGCAUAGGCCAGCCACCUCGGAGAAGGCCACCAAAGCCUCCUCUUUCCGCAGCCGCCGCGGCUUCCUCUCAGCCGGAUUCUACAGGGCCAAGAACCGGGCACACAGCUCUGCCAGUGGUGGUGGCGCUGAGACUCGGAGGGUCUGGGAGGCCUGGCCUGUGGCCACGUUCCGGCAUCCUCAGCGGGCACACAGGGCUAACUGCCUGGUGCACGUGCCCGGGGACCACAAACCAGGCACAUUCCCUCGUUCCCUGUCCAUUGAGAGCCUGUGUCCUGAGCACGGACACCGUCUGGCCGACUGGCAGCCAGGAAGGCGCCGGGGCUGCGAUGGUCGCCGGGGCUCCUGUGGCUCCACGGGCAGCCAUGCCAGCACCUAUGACAACAUGCCUGAGCCGUGCCCCACCGAGCUCGGACUGGCUGGGGCCGAGGCUGAAGGGGAGGAGCGUGGGGGCAGCUAUGCCCACCUAGACGACAUCCUCCAGCACGUGUGGGGCCUGCAGCAACGGGUAGAGCUUUGGUCUCAGGCCGUGUACCCAGAUCUGAGGCCUGGAGACAAGGGGGACGAAGACGAUGACGAAGAAGAGGAGGAGGCCACUUCAUCGGUGGACAUCGCCACGGUCGAGGUCGAAGCUCAGGCUGAGGCUCUGGCCCGGGAAGACGUUCCAGCCCACAGAGAAGCCUCGGCCCUGGACCGGGCUGACGUCCAGCCAGUCGUCCCAGCUCAGCUUGAGGCUGAGACCCUGGGCCCAGCCCCGGAUAAUGAGCAGGAGGCAAAUUCAGGUGGGGAACCCACUUCUGCCUCCAGCCUAUCUGUGGAAGAAGGACACUCCAUCUCCGACACUGUGGCCUCCUCCAGUGAACUGGAUAGUAGCGGGAACUCUGUGAAUGAGGCUGAGGCCUCGGGGUGUCCGGCUGGACUCCAGGUGUCAGCGCCUCGUGAACGACGAGAUUCGGGCGUUGGGGCCUCACUUACCAGACCCUGCAGGGUGUUAGAAGAGAUGGCCUCUGAUCCCCAGCUUUGCCAGGCUGCUGUUGCCAGCGCAGACCCCGAGCUGCAGUCCCAGAUGGAGGGGACUAGUGCCGCUUCUGGUGCUAGGAAGCUCCGCUGGCACAGUUUCCAGAAUUCCCACCGGCCCAGCCUCAACUCGGAGUCACUGGAGAUCAACCGGCAGUUCGCCAGCCAGAUCCACCUGCUGCACAAGGGCUCCCUGCUGCGGCUCACGGCCUUCAUGGAGAAGUACACCGUACCCCAAAAGCACGGCUGGGGCUGGUCGAUGCCCAAGUUCAUGAAAAGGAACAAGACCCCAGACUACCGGGGCCAGCACGUGUUUGGGGUGCCACCCCUGAUCCACGUGCAGCGCACAGGCCAGCCGUUGCCACAGAGCAUUCAGCAAGCCAUGCGUUACCUGCGCAGACAUUGCCUGGACCAGGUGGGCAUCUUCCGCAAGUCUGGGGUGAAGUCUAGGAUCCAGAACCUGCGCGAAUUGAACGAGAGCUCCCCAGACAGUGUCUGCUAUGAGGGCCAGUCAGCCUACGAUGUGGCUGACCUGGUCAAGCAGUAUUUCCGAGACCUGCCUGAGCCCAUCUUCACCAGCAAGCUCAGCACGACUUUCCUGCAGAUCUACCAGCUCCUUCCCAAAGAUCAGUGGCUGCCGGCAGCGCAGUCCGCCACCUUGCUGCUCCCUGAUGAGAACCGAGAGGUGCUGCAGACCCUGCUGUAUUUCCUAAGUGACAUCGCCUCUGCCGAGGAAAACCAGAUGACAGCCGGCAACCUGGCAGUGUGCUUGGCACCCUCCAUCUUCCACCUCAACAUCUCCAAGAAGGAUAGCUCCUCACCCAGGAUCAAGGGCAAACGCAGCCUGGGUGGCCGGCCAGGCCCCAGGGACCUGAGUGAGAACAUGGCUGCCACCCACGGACUGUCCCAUAUGAUCAGUGACUGCAAGAAACUUUUCCAGGUGCCCCAGGACGUGGUGCUGCAGCUGUGUGGGGCCUACAGUGAGGCCGAGCUCAGCCCUCCUGGCCCGGCCCUGUCCGAGCUGCGGCGGGCCCAUGCCGCUGGCGUGAGCCUGAGCGUCUACAUGGAAGAGAGCGUGCAGGAGCUGCUGCGCGACGCUGCUGAGCGCUUCAAGGGCUGGACAACCGUGCCAGGGCCCCAGCACACGGAGCUGGCUUGCAAGAAGGCACCGGACGAGCACCCGCUGCGUAUGUGGAAGGCAUCCACGGAGGUGGCGGCACCCCCGGCUCUGGUGCUGCACCGCAUUCUGCGGGAGCGGGCCCUCUGGGAUGAGGACCUGCUGCGGGCCCAGGUGCUGGAGUCCCUGAUGCCAGGUGUUGAGCUGUACCACUACGUCACCGACAGCAUGGCUCCCCAUCCUUGCCGCGACUUCGUCGUCCUCCGGAUGUGGCGCUCUGACCUGCCCCGCGGAGGCUGCCUGCUUGUCUCCCAAUCCCUGGAGCCUGAGCAGCCCGUGCCCGAGUCGGGGGUGAGGGCGCUGCUGCUCACCUCCCAGUACCUCAUGGAGCCCUGUGGCCUGGGCCGCUCCCGCCUCACCCACAUCUGCCGCGCGGACCUCAGGGGCCGUUCUCCUGACUGGUACAACAAAGUCUUCGGGCACCUGUGUGCCAUGGAAGUGGCAAAGAUCCGAGACUCCUUCCCGACUCUGCAGGCGGCUGGCCCGGAGACAAAGCUGUAAACCUCGUCCCGGUUCCAGGGUGGUACCACCCAGCCCCUUGGCACUAAAAGACCAAGGAGGCCUACCCCAUGCCCCCCAGCUGCCCGUCCCCCCCUCAGUUCCUGAAGCCCCUCUGCACAUACAGGUGAAGGAAAGAAAAUUUUAGUAU
Molecule: messenger RNA, 3763 nt
Organism: Pteropus alecto (black flying fox)
Lineage: Eukaryota; Metazoa; Chordata; Mammalia; Chiroptera; Pteropodidae
Gene: STARD8
Product: StAR related lipid transfer domain containing 8
Exons: 16
Coding region: 238-3615 (1125 amino acids)
Biological process (GO): regulation of Rho protein signal transduction; actin cytoskeleton organization; signal transduction
Molecular function (GO): lipid binding; GTPase activator activity
Source: RefSeq, a predicted model, not a curated record